AUGUCUGUGAGCCACAGCGGCCGAGAUGCCACCGACUGCAGUGUCGAGCCUGAUCGGAGCAAAGUCAAAGGCAAGACUGCCAUCAUUACAGGGGGGGCCAAUGGAAUCGGGGCAGCUUAUGCCCAGGCUUUAGCCAGCGCAGGAGCUCAUGUCAUGAUUGGUGACCUCGACGACCGUCGCUCCGCCGAGAUAGCAUCUUCAUACCCAGGACAAAUCUGGACAUGGCAUUGUGAUGUGACCAGUUGGGACGAUCAGGCAAGGAUGUUCGAAGAGGCGCUUGCAAGGUCGCCAAGUGGUUGUAUUGAUAUCGUUGUGGCCAAUGCAGGAAUCAGUGGACAAGAUCCAGUUUUUGUUGAUGAUUCCUCCGCACAGGCACCACAGAAACCAGACCUCAAGAUAUUGGACAUCAAUCUCAUUGGCGUCUUUUACACGGUCAAGUUGGCUCUCUUCUACUUCCGCAAGCAAUUCAACGCGGCGGUGGCAGCAGGGAAUGAAAGGUCGGACUCUAGUCUUAUUCUACAGGGCAGCCUUGCCGGAUACGUUGAUCAGCCCGGUUCACCACAGUACAAUGCCUCCAAGUUUGGGCUUCGAGGUACGAUGAGGUGCUUGAGGAGAACGUCGCUGCAGCACGGCACCAGAGUCAACUACAUCGCUCCAUGGUACAUCAAGACUGAUAUCAUCAGUGAUGCCGUCGCGGAACGCAUCACUUCGAAAGGAGCCGUCUUCGCCUCUAUACAGGACGCGGCUGAAGCUCUUAUAAGGAUCGCUUCCGACACAAGUAUCUGUGGUCGAUCACUCGCGAUUGUUCCUCGCAUGUGGGCGCCUCGAGGAUACUUGGACGUGAACCACGACGACUACGAGGACGGCGACUUCCUCAAACAAUGGCAAGAAAUAGUCCUGAAAACUAGCCACAGACUGACGGGACCGCAAUAUCGCCAGCGUCAGAAAGGUUCCUACAACACCACUGUCACUCCGAUCGAUGGCCUGCUGGGAGACGCGCAGAGUGCAUCUGUAGACGGCCUGCAAGGGCAGCUGAGGCCCAAGCCCACAUCCGCCGACCAAGCUCACUCUGUUUUUGAGACAGCAACAAGACAGCCGGACGCAUUGGUUGGCGGCGACUAUGGCGUACGAAACCACGGGCUCCAGAACACGGUGUGUGACCAGAACGAGGCUCAUCGCGAUCUUAACGAUCUUCCAACGGUCGCCUCGGUCUCGUCAGGAGCAAGGUCUUCAAGUGGCGGUGCUCCCACCACUGCCAAUGCUUUCGAGAACAAUGUUUGGAGCGGUCCUCUCGAGGCCGUCAGACACACCUCUGAGAGUCACUCUGCAGUCUCUUUGGGAGCGGCAACGCUUGGAGAUUCUGCUCAACCGAGGACAGCCUCGACAACAAAAAGCAAACCCCGGAGAUACUUUGUGUAUUCUGGCGACACCCUUUCCCACUCUUUCCUGCCUCAUAUGGCCGGACAUCGACGUUUCAAAAGGAUCAGCCGUCUUGUACCAGAAACGCGACAGUCGACCAGCAUGAGUCUCUCCAACGAGCCAUUUCCUGUCGCUACAUGUCCAUCACACUGGUGGGAACCGAAAAUGCUCCAGUCCACUAGCAGCGGAGAUACCGUCUUUGGCCACUUGAAUUCGGUGGACACGUUUUACCUUACUAGGCUCAAGAAUGUUCUCUAUUUCCCGGAGAUCUCUGUUGCACGCAUGUUUUUUCUCGCAUUUAGAGACCACGUACUGCCUACCUGUCCCGUUAUCGACAGAUACGAAUUGACCGAGAUCUACGAAAAUUUCACCAACGGGCAUGUCACAUAUCCCAUGCUUUUGCACUCGAUUUUCUUUUCAUCAUCACAAUAUGUCUCCCAGGAUUCACUGACACGCGCGGGGUUUGACUCACUCCACGAGGCCAAGGCAUAUUUUUACGAACGCGCGACCUUGCUCUACGCAUUGAACUGCGAAUACGACCAGCUCAAGAUCAUCCAAACUCUUUUAUUUGUUAGUAUGUGGUGGUCCGACUUCAGCGAGGAAAAGGGGACCAAAUACUGGAUCUCGUGUGCCUCGAACCUGGCGCUAGCCAUCGGACUGCAUAAGGCUGUGCCCGCCGCAGCACGUCUAAGUCAACAGGAUCGAUCAAUGUGGCGCAGAAUCCUCUGGACUGUCUACAGCAGGGACUGCAACGCCUCAGUUGCCAUGGGCCGUCCCAUCACGAUCAACAGCAAGGAAAUCGAUGUUGAAGAGCUGAGUGAUGCAGACUUCUACGAAAGGCCGGAUGAAUGUCCCCUCGGCCAGUCCCCUGACCCAGGGGCGCAAGCUCUGGUGGAAUUCACCGAAUACUCACCGGCCCAAAUCUUUUACGCCAUCAAGACCGCUCGCCAGGCCGCUCUACUCGACCGAACGAUCAUGAUCGAUUUGGAUUACGCUCUCGGCAGCGACGAGGCGAUUAGAGAUCUGUAUCAAUGCCAACAAGAAAUCACAGUCCUGCGAACGGAGCUAUGUAGCUACAUCACCAGCCAGUCUGAUGCGGGGGCGAAAAAUGGAAAGUCCGUCCCUACCCAGAUGCGUUGGAUCACGUUUCUGCAGCUGAGCACUGAACGGACCUUGUCGAUUGCCUGUCGCUACCUGCGAAGACACAUUGAAAACCGUCAAGCUUGGGAUGCUGCUUUCUCGCACAGUCUGUCUGAGGUCCGGGCGGAAAUGGUCCGAGCAGCUGCCAGGACGCUGAAUUUAUAUGAAGAGCUCCUGCAUUCUGAUUGCCUGAGAUAUUCUCCCAACUUUUUGAACACACCCAUCUUUGGGGCCAUGGUAACGUACGCCGAAAUCAUCAAAGAAGCCCGAGAUAAAGGCCGGGUCGACAGGAUUGCAACCAAUAAGUACGAGCUUGGGACCAUGAUUUUGGAGGAGAUGGAAUCAUUUUGGCCUGCCUCAGCUUGGGCGUGCUCUUUGUUCAAGAUCUUGGCCGAAAAGGAUUUCUUACCUCUCCGAAUACUGCCACAUGCUUCGCGGUGGCAAAGCCCUGACCCCGGGGGUGAAGAAGUCGGGACUGGCUUCAACCAGGAUGGUCCCCCCACUGAGAAAUCGGCCUUCGACUGUGAUCCGCUGCAGGACAUGAACUUCUUCCUGAACUUCAACGCCGGCGGUAACCUCGAGACUGUGUUUUCUGACGACCUCUUUGACCCACAGACGUGGUAUGCGGCGACACAGGCCACUCAGUAACAAAACUUACGAUCCCAGCUGGAAGGUUAUGUUCCGCCUUGCUGCUUUCGCUAUUCAAUAGCUUUUCUGUCAGCCAGUCUAUAGUGUAAGAAUUGU
Messenger RNA from Cladophialophora immunda, 3303 nucleotides. RefSeq lists its product as uncharacterized. The coding region runs from base 1 to 3207 and encodes 1068 amino acids. NCBI's taxonomy places the organism in Eukaryota, Fungi, Ascomycota, Eurotiomycetes, Chaetothyriales, Herpotrichiellaceae. Gene Ontology annotation, biological process: DNA-templated transcription. The record is from RefSeq and is a predicted model, not a curated record. The transcript has 11 exons. Gene Ontology annotation, molecular function: DNA binding; zinc ion binding.